CAAAGGGCAAAACGAUCAUUUUAUAGCUUGUUUCCUUGGGGAAGGAGGUUAGAAUGACUUCUGUGUUAAAGCGGGGACCUAAGAAAGGGAAACCUCAAGGUAAUGUUCAUUGCUGAGUCGAUUCAUGCGAGUUUCGAACUUAAAAUUCUAGUGAAUGUUUGAUUGAACAACACUUAUAACCAUGUAGACUUUAAUAUAACGUUAUAUUGAACGCCGUUUAAUAGAAAACCCAACGGAAAAGAAAUGGCUUCAUUCACCAGAUGCUCUGCAGCAAGGCUCAGUGGUGUAUUCUGUCAAGGUAUGCUUUAGGUUUUUGUGAAAUUCUGUCAUGGUCCCAUACAGACAAUUCAGAACAUUAUUUCCACAGCCAUUCAGUUAAUCCUGUGGUUUUGUUGUCGGCGACCACAUGUGGACAAACUUUACCCAAUAUAGCAUAGUCAUUUUAUGGAUCUUUCUAUUCGUGGUAAGUGCUCAAGGGCUUCGCUUUUGUGCCCACCGCUUAUCAGAUGAUUUGCUUCGUUGGUUAUGAUAAAAACAUGUGCGCACUUUCAGCUACUUUUUGGGUAAACUUCAGCUGUGAAUAUUAACAACAGAAAGUAGAUCGAAUUUCCAGUUAUGAAAACAACGUGCUUUAAAUCGUUUGCAAGCAUAAUAUAUUUUCUCACAGUUUUUGUGGCCUGGGAAAAUAGUUUAAAUGACGUAAGUUCAAUUAAUCUUGCCUUCAUACAAAUACCCAAAGAAAUCAAGCAAAUGUUAAUAAUGCGUGAAGACGUUUGACGGAUAAUCUGUAUCAUGAAGCCAAAAAACGAAGCAAAGAAACAUGUACAGUUGACAGAUUCCGUGUAAAUGUAUUUUAUUUUGUUCUAGCUUUUGCAUACGUAAAUGUCGUCAAUUAUAUUAAACACUUACUUUGACCUUCACUAUAUUUAUAUCUCGAAAAUCAUUGUCUGUGGAUUAUGUACUUAAAAUUUUACAUAGCGUGUCAUUCCAUAUUCACUCAGUUGCUUGUUCUGGACCAACUAUUUGUGACGAGAUGAUUUGUCACCAAAGGCUGGUUUUCCUUAGCAUCUUGAGUUGGAGUCGGAGUCGGAGUUGUAAUCAGAAGUGUAAGAUUCAACAAUCUAGUGAAAAUGGCAUUCUGAUUCUGCUUAUGACUCUGUUGCUCAUGAUCAAGUGAACUGUUGAAGUCGCAAGCAGAAGUAGAGGAACUAAACCGCUUUUGCUUCUGACUUUUCUUAUAACUCCGAUUUAAGAUAAGUGCUCUUAACACUCUGCUGACGAUUCCAACUCUGACUCUUUCACUAGUGAAAACCUGCCUUAACAUUCAAUUUUGUGGAUGAAAUCACAACAUUAAAUCACUAAGGCCUGUUUCAAACAUUUUGCUACCGCCGAUCUAAGCUAACUUGACUUCAACAUGAGUCCAGCAUGACUGUGGCAUUUGGUCUUUCAGUUUUGGCCAUUUUCUUGGCUGGUUUUUCGGUUUUCCAUUGUGGUUUGCUGUUUUUCCAUGCUGAGAGUAACAUCACUGGUGUACUGAAUGUCCAAGGCUGUGUUUCCGGAAAAACAGUUUUAUACUCUAUUCAGUUUAUGGAAUGGGGUCUAGUGAGACUAGCAAACAUUCUAGAAUUGUGUGACUAACUAGAUCUUAAUCUUUUAAACUGUAUGACACUAAACAUCCAAAAUUGUCAUGCCACAGUUUACUCCAAGAAAGUGAGCAUGUUUUCGUUUCAAAAGUGCAGAAUAAGCAGGGAAUUUUGCCAUUCGUUCACCGGCAGUUAGCCUGAGAAUCAUGAGCUUUAGGCGCCCGUUUGGGCUUCUUGUUUGAAAUUUUGGUCACCUGCGGGAUAAUUGUAGGCACCUCUGGUGACCGGGCACCCAUUAAGCAGUAGCUUCAAUUCAGGGGCAACAAGAGAUAUAUUGAUAUUUUGAAAAAGAAAUUGAGCAACAAAGCUUGAUUAAUCAGUACAGCUCUUAACAUUGUAUUUGAAUAAUUGGACUGACAAAAAAGUAAAGAAGUGUACAGAGAAAGAAUACACGAUUGUUUUUAGAGAAAUUCUCUGUGUUUCUCAUUCUGGAAUUGUCACGUCCUUAAAAGAUAGUUCAAGUUUUCCAGGGUAAAGUUGUAUAGAAAUGAUAUGAAGGGAGAUAAAAUUACUUCGAGUUAGGAGGAAGUUCAAGUUGUCAAGGGUUUGAGUUACUGAGGGUAAAAUUACAGUAAUUUAAGUAUGAAGGAAAUUCAAGGGAAAUAGAUUUUGGUUCUAGUUAGCGCAAGGUUUGAGUUAACGAGGGUUUGAGUUAUUGGCAGUUGACUGUACUUUGGGCCACAUUGAGUGUGUUUAGGUCUCUGUUUUCUAGUGGCUUAAGCUCUUGCCUUUGAAGUGCUUAAUCAUGGUGUCAAGUACUAGCCAUGAGAUAACUUUACUUUUUGCUCAUCUGUUAUGUUUUUAUGUUUUUCCCCUUAACUUGCUACAUGCAAAUAAACUAAAAUUUUAUUUUUCUUGUAUGUUAUACAGCUCUUUGGGUCUACAGAGGUUGCUCAAGCAAAGGGAACAGAAAUUGUAAGGGAAGCCAUAAAGAAAGUUCGGGUAAAGGAUUGAAAUCAUUAUUUUACUUUUUUUUGAGUAAAAUUCAGCUGGAUUUAAAAUUAUAUAGAUUACUUUACCAAAAGUGUGCAGUAUUAUCUUUACAUAUGAGUUGUUGACACAUACAUUGUAUCAGAAAUCAAACAAGCUAGGGCAGCUACUAAGUGAGAUUUCUGAUACACAAAAACUGACAUUUUAAAUUUUGAGCAAACCAGCGCAAUAUUAUCACAUAGUCAUUCCCAGAGUAUUUUGCAGAUGUAAUUACUUUGAUUCUGCGAGAAAAUUCAAAAUACAACAACAUUGCAGUGUUUGUUUUAGUCAUGUUUUUUUGGUAGUUUACUCAACAAUAUUGCGACAUUUAGUGGUAUAUUACAACGCCAUUUAUACAGGAACAUUUAUACAACAUUGUUUUAAAUCUUUUCCUUUUUUGGCAGUUUGCAAAUCAUAUUAAAAAGAGUGAAGUGGGUGUGAAAGGAAGUAAGCUGAAAAAAGUUGAGAUCAAGAUUUCUAUUGACAACAUAAAGGUUGAAGACAUAAAAACCAAGGUACUGUUUUUAACUUCCACAUGCUUGUUUAUAGUGCUGAUUACCACGAUUGAUGCUAAGUUUGCGUCUUCAUUUGCUUGUUUCACGGCAGUUUCAGGAUAAAAAGGAAUGUUUAGCUCUGCAGAUAUUCUCCAAAUAGCAGAUGUCAUGCAUCGAAUUGUAUUCUGACUUGCUGUUCUUGCUUUGUUCUUAGGCAGUAGUCCUGCUAAUAAUUUCUUCUUUGUGAAACGUGAAAUUAAUGUUCCGCCAUUUUCAUUUGGCUCCAGGUUCCUCAUCAUUUUGUCAUGUUGUGAAGGAGUUUUGAUUGUCCCAAUUAAUAUAGUUAUUUCUUGAAAGUGUAUUGUGUACAGUGACAGUUUAAUACACAAUGUGGCUUUAGUACAUUUAAGUCCUUAAUCUCUCUUGUCUCCUUUUCUUGGCCCGGGUUAUAGUAAGAAACAAACGGGGUAGGAUUGCGAAGCAAACAAAGCUAAAGUCAUUUUUAAAAGAAUUUCAUUUCAAACUUUACUAUGCAAAUGAAUGAUUUAAUAAGAUGACAGGAUUUCAAUUAAAUGAGUUUCAUCUUGUAAACAGUAACAUUAAAACUUUUCUUUAUUAUAGGAGGAGCUAUUUUGCUAUCCACUUCAUCGCAUAUCCUACUGUGCUGAUGAUAAACGUGACAAAAAGGUGUUUGCUUUUAUUGCAAAGGACAGUGGCAUGCCACAGCAUUUAUGUUACGUAUUUGAGUGUGAGAAAAUGGUGAGUGCAGUUGACAAUAACAAUCUUUGAAAAUAUACAUUUAACAAUUUUGAAAUUAUAAUUUUAUUAAUAAUUACUAAAAUUAUAAAUUUAAAAUUAUUAGUUUUAGUUUGAUAGUGUGACAUUGAAUAUUAUUUACAGGGGGGGUGUCGUAAGAGAGUGGGAAAUUGUUGACACUUGUGAGAUACACAUAGAAUACUUCAUGGCAAGUGCACAUGAGUUACUGACAUAUCAGAAUCAUCGAAUGAGUGAAAUUUCUGGUCCAAAAACAGUGAGUGCAUAAAUCCGUACAGAGCACUUUUCCUGUGGUAUUGUGUUUAUUAUAUACAUUCACACCCUGAGAAACUCUUCAUUUUACCGGCUGUUUAUCUCAAAUUUUUCCAAAAUGGUAAAAUUUGUUGCUACACAUCGCAAAAUUAAAAAAACCAAUUAAAAGCAUAGUAACAUGGUAUGACCGAAUAUAAUGCCAACAUACAGAGAACUUAGCACCUUAGUACUAAGCGUACUAACGUACUACGACAGAAUAGUAUGUGCCAUGAUUGGCCUGUUGAAAUGUAAUUUUAGAUUUGGCAAUCAGGUUGAAGGGAAAUUCAAAAUGCAUUUGCAGUAAUUCUAUGAGUACUUUGGGUGCCCAGAACAAGGAUAUUGGCGAUACUUUGCAGAUGUCACUAACUGUGGUUAGAUAACCUCUGCAACACCUAGGCUAGUUCAGUGUAAGCACAUGGUCCAACAUUGAUUCUUUCUUACCCGACUUUUUAUUUUCUUCUAAGGCGGAAGAACUCACAUUAACAGUAGGGCAAGCAUUUGACCUGGCCUAUCGACGUUUUCUUGAAAAGAAAUCCAACAACCAAGAAACAACUAAGAAGCUUUCUGAGAUGGAAGAGAGGAUCAAGACAGCAGAAGAGGAGAAAGAAGCAUUAAAACAAAAGAUCGCUAAACUUGAACUAGCUGCAGGUCAAGGUACGCCGACCAGUAAUGGCAACACUGAGGUAAGCCAUGGUGCCAUAACUUUGCAAAUAUUCGAUAAAUUUUUGUGGAAUUUCCAGCCAGAUUCAAUGUCUUGUAAAGUUCCCCCCCCCCCCCACCCCCAAAAUGGCAACCCCUCCUACCUGAGAUAUAGUUAAUCACCCUUUCAAUUAUUUAUUAUUAUUAUUAUUAUUAUUAUUAUUAUUAUUAUUAUUAUUACUAUUAUUAUUAUUGUUAAAAAUGCACUUGAUUUGAGUGUCAAAGCAUUUAGAAGGAAGGUACUAACGAUUGGGGACACUAUUUUACAUCUCGAACUGUAUGUGGUCAUCCAAGCUAUGUGAAGGUCUAGCCCCUUGCAGGGCAAGGGGAGUAAAUACCUAGAGCAAGAAUUUAGUAUGCAUCUGUCACUCGAAUCUGUGUCUAGACAUAGAUUUGCCAAAUUAAAUAUUUUGUUUUAUUGGUAGGUACAGCUACUGAAUUACGUUUGCUUUUAAAUUAGCACAUUUUGAAUAUUCAUAAUGAUUUCUCCAGUUUAAACUCAAUUCUUCGAAAAUCUUCUACUUCAAGAACGCUAAUAACUUAAUUAUUGAUCUUGAAAAUGAAUGCAUUAAUUAGCAUAGCAGUGGUGUACAUACAAUUCAGAAGAAAAGAAUUAACUUUUUUCAGUAGUAGUCACAAACAACAAAUACAUUAUAUUAUUUUGCUCUUACAGUUUAUUUCAAUUUUGGAGGUAAGUCAAACUAAGGGUUGUUUUGAUGCCAUUUGUGCCAUAAGGGAUGGUGUGAGACCUAAUUCAGAAGUUUUUCUUACUAAUCUGUUAUUUUUAUAGGUCAGCCGUGGCCAGUCAAUCACAGAUGAGUUUGAUCUCUUGGGAGGUUUUGGAGGCCUUUCAACCACAUCAGGUUCACCAACUCAAAAUUCAGCACCACAGGAUGAGACUAGUCAAGAGAUGAGCUUUGACCCUUUUGCUCAGAAUCCUUCGCCGCAACCAGCUCAGAAAAGAACUCCAUCAGAAUCAUCUGCACCUUUAUCUCCUGACUUCAAUGAAUUUUCCCCCCAGCCCAUGUUAUUUGAAGCUCCAGUUUCCAGGCCGACACCCAAGGGUCCAAUACCUCAAGCACUUCCCCCUCCUCCCACAAAACAGAGUGUAAAAGCAGCAAAUAGAUCAAAGCAAGGUGGUGGUGUUCUUCCAAAUGUAGCAUCUCCAACGCAGCCAACAUCACCUGCAUCACCAACUUCACCAGCCUCUUUGCCUUCACCUUCACAUGGUAACAAUUAAAUUUUCUUUUACAGUCUAGCCAGAUCAUGCAUGCUUUCUCAAUGUGUGGUUUUCAAUGUUUUUUACCAUUAAUCUCUGCUUUUGAUGGGUGUUAUUGUGGUCAAGCCUAAAUUUUUGUUAGUUUUCAACCAUCUUGAAACAGUUCAUUACAUACAACACUGUGAGCAGGGCAUCUAUUCUUAAGCUACCGUAUGUUGGCUAACUGUCUUGUCUCAUUUUUAUCAGAGUUGUUACAAAUAGGGAACAGUAAUGCAUACAAUGGUGGAAACCCUUUUUCCAUUGGUGUUAAUGGCACAGAUCCCUCAGAACAUGUGUUUGAUCCCUUGGCUUUAAAGAAUUCAUAUCUGGGCAGUGGUAAAGAGAUCAAUCAAAAUUCAAUACAGGUUUGUUUUUCACGCUUUGCUAAAAUUAUAUUUUGUGUAGUUUGAUGUGUUGAUUAAAAACACUUUGCAGCUAGAAACAAAAUUUGAAACCAAGAAGGCUAGUAAUCUAGGAAGAAUGUAAGCACUGACCCCAAGGGAAACAGUGAACUUUGCUUUUCCUAGACCCUCAAUGAGGUCCUCAUAGGGGGGUUACGUAUGUCCCUAGUCUGAAUUUCAAAACCUGUCAUUUCGCUUAUUGAGUCCUGAGGGAGCCAUUUUGCUAUUGGUGUUUUACUGUUGUUUAUGCACUUUUCUUUGUCACUGUCACAGUUUCGUUUGAUGCCAUUCCUGCUGUCCUUUGUCGCUCUUUCAAGGCCAUGUUGCUAGUCGGUAUUUUACCCUAUCAGGGCCUCCUCAAUGUUGUCUUUGGGAAAUAAAUCUUACUAUUUCUUGUGGGGCCAGUCAUCAAGUAUUUUAUUUAUACUUCUGAAGUAAAAGAAAAAAAAUCAGCAAACCAAAUAAUAUAAUUUCAUUGUUGGCAGAAAAGGGGCAAAAUUGGCACUUCAAGUUUGCCACAGUUUCUAUCUCACAAUCUGAUCACUUGCAAGUCUUUUAAGAGUGACGGUCAGGAAAAAUUGAGCAAAAUCUUACAACUCGCUACUGUAACCAGGGACACCUAGACAAAGUUGACCAAUCAGAUUUCAGGAAAAUAACAAUACAUUCCAAGAAAGUUGGUUGUGGGCCAAUCUGCAGCUUGUAAGGAAAGAAUAAGUUACUUGAAGUAUGAAAUUUAAAUAUUGAUAGCAUACGUUUUUCAAGAAAGCAAAAUGUUUCACCUGACAAUGUUUUUCUAUUCAAAACUUUAUGUAUAACACCCAGGAGAGAUAUUUGUUUGACACAAGCUGUUAUUUUGUCAUCUCCCAGCAAUUUCUUUUUGCUUCCAUUGUCGCAUUUUGCAAUAACAAGUGACCUCAAGUCAAAAAUGUGACUAACAUUUACAUUUUUCCCCUCCGCUGACACUCUAAUGGACCUCUCAGGAAACACAGCCUCUCUUCAGUGGGUUUAAAAGGUCACGUCUGUAGGUUGUAAUUGGCUGAUUUUGAUCCAUGUUGUUGAUUUCGUUUCAUGGUAAUAAAAUAUUAUGAUUGAUAACUAACUUUCUCAGAAUGUAUUGUUAUUUUUCUGUCAUCCAAUUGGUCAACUUUUUCCAGGCCUGUGGCCCCGGUUAUAUUAUUUGCACUGUAAUUUUGUAGUACGAGUCGAGUUGUUCAUAGAUAGCUUUUAGGUCAAUAAGAAACCUAAUGUAGAUUGUUCCCGCCUAAAGCAUUCUUAACCUGAAAUUUGCUGACGUCAACUCUCCUCGCAUUAGCAAACAAAACCACAAGGAGAAAUUUGGACACUUUCCAUCAACAGAACAACUCUUUUUCAUUUUCGACCUCUGCCAGUUGAUGCUCUAUAUUUCCUGACCUUCACUCUUAAGCUCGCAAGGGAGUUAGUAACUUUUGCUUGCACUAAUGACUUGUUGUGACUCAUGGCAUAAUUACACAUUCUCAUCCAAUAAUAUUGAAAAACCUGCUCAAGUAAAAGAAUCGUAUUAACCUAUAAGAUCAGAUAUUAAACACUAUUACUGUCCACACCGUUCUACAUGCAGUUCUUAUGCUACCGUGAUAACAAACUCGAGAUUUUGUUUUACAGUUAGAGUCAUUUUUCGGUGAUUAUUCCUUUUGUUUUUCUUCAUUGUACCGUUGUUUUGUACAUACUACUAUCAAUAUUAUUUUAACCUGAACAUGACUUAGAUAUUCUUGUAGAUUGUUAAAAGAUUUAUAAUUUUGUUUUAUUUUUUUUUUCAACCAGGAUAAAACGUUGUUAUCAGUAUAACUGAAGUCUCCCUUGCGAGGAAAACAAUAAACUGAGUGAUCAGUCUUGAUUUAUCUUUUAACAGGCUGGAUUUUAAAGAGUUCAACAUUACAGAAAAUAAGAGAGAAACUAGGUAUGUCUAAACAGUCUUAGAACAAGUUGUGGAAUUCACAAGUAUAUGAUUAUGGUACAUUGAAAUUUUGAUUUCAUAUCACAACAAAAAAAUGAAAAAGGAGAAUUCCUUUGGACCAAAAUUUGUUAGUAUAGAAUUCUUCAUUUUCAUUUUUUUGCUGUAUUUGUGUAAAAAUGGCUAUCCAAUUUCUAGGCCUUAAAAAACAUCCAUGAAUUUUGUUAGUAUGGAAUUCUCUUUUUUCAUUUUUUGCAGUACCAGUUUGAAGUAUAAAUGGACCAAUUUUUACAAAUGUAGGCCUUAUAAAGGUCCAUGUUAAAUUAAUAACUGACACUACACUCUGUACAUUGUCACAACCUAAUGGCUUCUCCUGAUGACUAGUUUUCUUGUAUGUCUACUCAACUUUCAUUUUGGCCAGGGUUCAUACAGUUCAUGGAAAACCAAGAAAAUCAUUUUUUAAAUUUAACAAUUUCAUUUUCCUGGCCUGGGAAGUCAUUGAAUUAAUUUUAGUUAUGAGUCAUGGAAAAUUAAAUUUAUACUUGUUAGAUUAGUUACUGCAGUUGUCAAAGCAAGGGCAAAGUACUGUAAGGUAGAGACAAGUAAUUAAACAGUGCAAACAGCACACGUUUUGGUGACACCAAAGUUUGUGUCUGUAAAAGAAUAGUCUUAAAAACAAGUAAUGUGCAGUUUUCAAAAAUGGCAGCUAAAACUAAGGCCAUGUAAAACUGGGAAAGUUCCUCAAAAAAGUCAUGGAAAGUCAUGGGAAUUAAAAAGCUGAAAAGAGUACAAACCCUCUUGUCAUUUUUGACAUGCAUCAAACAGUUAACAUUUAUUUGUCGAGUUAUUUGAUAUUUUUUCAGCAUCAGAAAUGUGCCUGAGGUUCUUUCAGUGGACUCUAAGUUGGCUUCCACGUUGGUGAAUGUUGCAGUUAUGAUGUAAAUGUUGUUACAGAGAGAGCUGAAGUUUCCUACAUGUAGUUAAUGAUUUCUGAUACAGCAUAAUAAUAAUUAUCUUUUGGGAUUGGAAAUUAAAAGAGAUUUUUAUAAAAGCUUUAAUAAUUUACAGAGAAGUUCAAAUGGUUGAAAUUAAGAGUAUGGUGGUGAUUUUUUUUAAUCAUCCAUGUUGGUAUUAUGUAGAUUUAAUUUAACAAAAAAACCAUGGUUUUGAUUUGCGAUGUGAUAAGUCUCAAAGUGAAUUGACUUGUUAGCUGAUUGAAUGUCCAUCUUAAUUUAAGAAUUUGCAUGUGGUCAACAGUCAGCAUUUAGCAUGAUAUAGAGUAAUUAUUCAUCGUUAAGUGACUGUAACAUAAUGUUCCAUGAAUUUAAUUGGAUUUAAGCAGUCCUGACUUCAUCUUAGAUAAAAUAUAAAUGGUACAGUUUGCCUAGUCCCUGCUCGGACGAAGUGACGUAAGACGCAUUGGCCGCGCAGAAUAACGAGGACUAGGCAAGGGUAUAGUGAUCUUAAUUGUCCUUUUGUUAAACAAACUGUUAAAGUUAUCAGUAUUAGGUUACAGUUCAUUGGUGGAUCCAAACCUUGAGAUAAGGGGGGAGGGGCAGGGGGUGUCGUCCAGACCCUGAGAUAAGGGGCGGGGGGAUGGCUUGGUCUCAAAAAUUUUUUUUGGCCCUCUGGGCCUCAGUCAGUCUGGUCUAAAAAUAAGGGGGGGCUGGCCCCCUGGGCCCCUCCUCUGGAUCCGCUACUGCAGUUGUGUCUAUAUCAUCAACUACUGAGAUCAGCUAUGUGGAUUACAACCCAAUUUUGUCCCCUCACAGUUGUAUUGCUCGUGUUUUUGUCUAGCAAAGCAGUGAGCUGUUGUUGUUGUUAUUUCCCAUGUUGAACAUAAAGUUUUGGUUGUGGUAACUGUAAUUGUUUUCCAGCUGUUGUAUUCUUUUGCCCACAUGGGUAAUAAGUUAAAUAUACUUUACCAUCUGCCUUACUCAUCUCAUUAUUCUACCCAAAAGAAGAAAUAUCGGAGAAUUAUAUUUAUAAAUGUAUCGAUCAGGUAUAAGAGUGUCGGACGUAAAUUUGUUAUCAUCUUUGGUGUGACAAGUCUUUAAUUUGCAACCUUUUAUUUACAAAUUCAGUGUUGCAAGCAAGGUAUUAUAAAGUACCUGCACUUGUUUUAGUGAUUGCAGCUAACUUAUUUCCUUGACCAGGCUUACAUCUCAUCUCAAAACAUUUCUGAAAACAAAGCUAUUUCUGCGCAAGAGCCCUUGACUAAAGAUCUAGUUGAUAUGGCUAUUGGCUUUAAGCCGGUUGGUUUAUACAUUGUUUUUUACAGUAAAAAUGUGUUAUGUUAACUUACUUUUAGUAAUGAUUUUUAAUCAUUUACUAAUAGAUAACUGCUGUAUUAAUUUGAUUCACUGCAGUUAGUAAAUAGUAUUGAGCUACAAUUCAAGCUAAUGUCUGGCGAUCCAUAAAGUUAGAAAAAUGAAGCCUAGUUGUCGUAAUAGUAGAUUGAUUCUCUUAAAAGAUAUUGUCUUGACCCUUUAAGCCUUGAUAUCCAGAUAGAUUCUGGAGAUUGAACUCCACCCUAGAAUUACUUGAGAGAGUGUGAUAAAAGAUCAAAGCAUUUUUUCCUUAAGUGAUCAUUUUAUUAGUUCUCAUAAGAUUUCUCUUGAUUAUGUAUUCUUUUUUGGUCUGAUGUUGGUCACUCUUGGGUCUUGAGGGUUAAGGCAUGUAGAAUGAGGAUUUCUAUCACUGACUUACAUGUAGGGCC
This is a messenger RNA of Porites lobata, 11175 nucleotides long. The record is from the annotation of a GenBank genome assembly. NCBI's taxonomy places the organism in Eukaryota, Metazoa, Cnidaria, Anthozoa, Scleractinia, Poritidae.